ACCGGUUCGCGGAUGGGAAAGUUGCCCUUGGUAGUUGGUAUGCCUGUGAUGAUCAUGCAUAAUUUCGACGUCGAGUCCGGAGUCGUGAAUGGCCUCACGGGGAUCUUAGUCAAUGUUCGUUAUCGACUGGACGACGAUGGAAAUAGACACGCAUUGUCCUGCGUAGUUCGAUCACCCGAUUCUCUAGGUGCCGGCAUUCCAGGCCUCCCUUCCGACACAGUCGUCGCUCUUGAAGAUGCAACAAGGAUAUCCUUUGAAAAC
Messenger RNA from Coniophora puteana RWD-64-598 SS2, 261 nucleotides. RefSeq lists its product as uncharacterized. The record is from RefSeq and is a predicted model, not a curated record. The annotation marks the transcript as partial. The transcript has a single exon. Lineage: Eukaryota; Fungi; Basidiomycota; Agaricomycetes; Boletales; Coniophoraceae.